UCUUUAUUUUGAACAGAAAAGUCUCCACUUCAAUGGGAGCUUCGGCUUCCCCAAACCCCACCCAAUCCCACUCUCACCUGUUGAGACUUGAAGACGCUUCUCAGUUUGUGUCUCUAUUAUGUCAAGUCAAGACUAUUGCCCGUUCAAAUUGGGCAGCUUAAUCGUCUCUCCAGCGACAGCCAUCCAUCAAGCAUUUAGUACUUUUUACAGCUUUUUUAAAUUUAUACUCUCUCUGGUUUCUCAAAUCUCCAUUAACUUCAGCUUUAGGAAUCUGCCCGUGAUUUUCAUCGGGCAGGUGCGAAUCUGUUCUUGGCUUUUACUGUUUCGCACAAACACAAAAAAGGUAGGAGACGAUGGACCAAAGAUCAGUAUAAAUCUGACUAGAUACAAAUGAAGAGCAUCAGUGAAUUUCUGACGUUUUAUCUCUCAAAUUUCACGAUGGAUGAUGCCUAGUAGAUAAAAAGGCCGCCGUCUUCUCCACUUCUUUGAUCUCGAGUUCGUUGUUUCGUUCUUCUGAGAUCUAGAUUUAUAUUGAAAAUGUGGAGACUAGCAGCGUCAAAUCUACGCCAGACGCGGCGGUUCUCGGCAGUGAUUCCGGAUCCUUGUAUCGUCCACAAGCGCGGGACCGAUAUUCUUCAUGAUCCCUGGUUUAAUAAGGAUACUGGUUUCUCUUUGACAGAAAGAGAUAGACUUGGGCUCCGUGGUCUCCUUCCACCUCGUGUCAUAUCUUUUGAGCAGCAAUAUGAACGUUUCAUGGAGUCGUAUAGAUCACUGGAGAAAAAUACCUGUGGUCAACCAGCAGACAGUGUAUCUUUGGCUAAAUGGAGGAUCCUGAACAGACUGCAUGAUAGGAAUGAGACACUAUACUAUAGAGUUCUUAUUGAUAAUAUUGAACAUUUUGCUCCGGUCAUAUACACUCCAACAGUGGGAUUGGUUUGCCAAAGUUAUUCAGGUUUGUUUAGACGUCCACGCGGGAUGUAUUUCAGUGCUAAAGAUAAAGGAGAGAUGAUGUCCAUGAUUUAUAAUUGGCCAGCCGAACAGGUGGAUAUGAUAGUACUGACAGAUGGCAGCCGUAUUCUUGGCCUGGGAGAUCUUGGAGUUCAGGGAAUUGGAAUAACUGUCGGGAAACUUGAUAUUUAUGUUGCUGUUGCUGGCAUCAACCCACGGAGAAUACUUCCAGUUAUGCUUGAUGUUGGAACCAACAAUGAGAAGCUUCUUCAAGAUGAACUUUAUCUAGGAUUACGACAACCAAGGUUGGAAGGGGAAGAAUAUUUAGCUAUUGUCGAUGAAUUCAUGGAAGCAGUUCACAGACGUUGGCCCAAGGCUAUUGUACAGUUUGAAGAUUUUCAAAUGAAGUGGGCUUUUGAAACUCUGCAACGAUAUCGCCAUAGAUUCUGCAUGUUCAAUGAUGACAUACAGGGAACUGCUGGUGUUGCACUGGCGGGACUACUAGGCGCUGUUAGAGCACAGGGUCGACCACUGAAUGAUUUUGUGAAACAAAAAAUAGUUGUAGUGGGAGCUGGAAGUGCAGGAAUAGGUGUUCUGAAUGUGGCCAAGCAGGCUGUUUCAAGAAUGAUGGGAAACAGUGAGAUGGAAAACUCUCAGUUCUGGCUACUAGAUAAAGAUGGCCUUUUGACAAAAGAGAGAGAAAAUAUUGAUCCCGCAGCUGCACCUUUUGCCAGAGGUUUUGGUCCUGGUGAGAUUGAAGGACUAAGGGAGGGGGCUAGUCUUCUUGAAGUGGUCAAAAAGGUCAAGCCCCAUGUGCUUCUAGGUCUGUCUGGGGUUGGUGGUGUCUUCAGUGAGGAGGUGCUAAAAGCUAUGCAAAGGUCGGAUUCCCCCAGGCCCGCAAUAUUUGCAAUGUCAAACCCUACAGCGAAGGCUGAAUGCACACCUACUGAAGCAUUCAAGUAUGCUGGAGAAAACAUAAUUUUUGCUAGUGGGAGCCCUUUUGAAAGUGUUGAUCUUGGGAAUGGAAAGAUAGGCCAUGUUAAUCAGGCAAAUAACAUGUAUUUGUUUCCAGGUGUUGGUCUGGGAGCUCUUCUUUCUGGUGCUCAAUUUAUUUCGGAUGGGAUGCUGCAGGUAGCUGCUGAAUGCCUUGCGUCAUAUAUCACAGAUGAAGAAAUCCAGAAAGGCAUCCUAUACCCUUCAAUUUCAAGUAUUAGGCAUAUUACAGCAGAGGUUGGAGCGGCUGUUAUCCGAGCAGCAGUUGCUGAAGAACUCGCUGAAGGGCAUGGUGAUGUGGGUCCCAAGGAGCUCAUGCACAUGUCAAAGGAGAAGACUGUUGAAUAUGUCUCAGAAAAUAUGUGGUUCCCUGUCUACAGCCCUCUUGUUCAUGAAAAAUGAGUCUCCUAUUUCUUUAAUUCCUCUACAGACUAGUUUCAGGCACCUAAUAUCUUGAUAGUUUUUUCUUUGGAAUGAUCUUCUUGAUGGCCAUUUGCCCAAACUCA
Macadamia integrifolia is the source of this 2447-nucleotide messenger RNA. RefSeq names its product NAD-dependent malic enzyme 59 kDa isoform, mitochondrial-like. The transcript has 19 exons. NCBI's taxonomy places the organism in Eukaryota, Viridiplantae, Streptophyta, Magnoliopsida, Proteales, Proteaceae. The coding region runs from base 538 to 2343 and encodes 601 amino acids. Gene Ontology annotation, molecular function: NAD binding; malate dehydrogenase (decarboxylating) (NAD+) activity. Gene Ontology annotation, biological process: malate metabolic process; pyruvate metabolic process. The record is from RefSeq and is a predicted model, not a curated record. Gene Ontology annotation, cellular component: mitochondrion.